AUGUCGUCAACAAAGACAAUACUGCGUCUGGCUAGCAAGAGGCCACUAGGUGCGGUUUCACAGGCUAAGGGAUGCGUCCAGCGCGCUUCCCUUUCUCAAUCGACGAGGAGUUAUGCCGCCGACAAACCUGGACCUGACCUCAGAACAGCCGGGCCCGAUCUCCUCUCCGAGCUGCGAAAGGCUCCUCGCCCGCGUGAGUAUGGAAUACUGAAGAAUCCGAACAAACUGCUGACUUUCGGAGAAGCCCAGGGUAAACUAUCAGCACCCAUCGUCAAUGACGCAGACAAAUAUGCAGACAAAGCCCUACCUCUCCAUCAAUACGGCCAAUACCUGAUGUCCUGCCUACCCAAAUAUAUCCAGCAGUUCUCAGUAUGGAAGGACGAACUCUGCAUCUACAUUUGCCCCACCGGUGUCAUUCCUGUCUUUACGUUUCUCAAGUACCACACUGCGGCAGAAUAUACCAUGGUUGCAGAUAUUACUGCAGUAGACUUUCCUACCAAGAGCUACCGGUUUGAAGUUGUAUACAAUCUGCUCAGUGUGCGACACAACUCCAGAAUACGAGUCAAGACAUAUGCGGAUGAAGCGACCCCAGUCCCUUCCAUCACGUCCCUCUACGACGGCGCAAACUGGUAUGAGAGGGAGGUCUAUGACAUGUUUGGCGUAUUCUUCACUGGUCACCCUGAUCUACGGCGAAUAAUGACGGACUACGGUUUCGAUGGACAUCCGCUGCGCAAGGAUUUCCCCUUGACUGGGUACACCGAAAUCAGAUACGAUGAGGAGAAGAAGCGAAUUGUGGUGGAGCCCCUUGAAAUGACACAGGCGUACCGAAACUUUGAGGGUGGUUCAAGUGCUUGGGAACAGGUUGGUGUUGGCUCGGACCGGAAACCAGCAGAGUUCAAAUUGCCCACACCAAAGCCUGAAGAGAAGAAGGAGGAGAAGAAAUAG
This is a messenger RNA of Fonsecaea pedrosoi CBS 271.37, 945 nucleotides long. Its product is annotated as NADH-ubiquinone oxidoreductase 30.4 kDa subunit, mitochondrial. The record is from RefSeq and is a predicted model, not a curated record. The transcript has a single exon. NCBI's taxonomy places the organism in Eukaryota, Fungi, Ascomycota, Eurotiomycetes, Chaetothyriales, Herpotrichiellaceae. Gene Ontology annotation, molecular function: NADH dehydrogenase (ubiquinone) activity. Bases 1 to 945 code for a protein of 314 amino acids.